AUGGUUCCCCCACCCCCUGUCAGCAAGCCCCACGUGUGCCUCUCCACUGUGCUCAUCAUGACCAGCCUUGUCCUCAUGGAUGCCUACCUGGUGGAGCAGAGCCAGGGCUCCAGGAAACUGGGCAUCUGUGUCAUGGUGGCAGUGGGUGACGUGUGCUUCCUGCUGGUGCUCCGCUACGUGGCCAUCUGGGUCGGGGCAGAGGUAAAGACAGCUAAGCGGGGCUACGCCAUGAUCCUCUGGUUCCUCUAUGUUUUCGUUCUGGAGAUCAAAGUCUACUUUGUAUACCAGAACUAUAAAGCUGACCGGAAGAGCCUGGAUCUCAUAGCCCGCAAAGCGCUGACCUUGCUGCUCUCCAUCUGCAUCCCAGCCCUCUACGUGUUGCUGGUGGCCACCGAGCGCAUGGAGUACGUCAGGACAUUCAAGAAGAAAGAAGAUCUCCGCAACCGCCUCUUCUGGGUCAUUGUGGACAUGCUCGACGUUCUGGACAUCCAGGCCAACCUGUGGGAGCCCCAGAAGAAAGGGCUGCCGCUCUGGGCCGAGGGCAUCAUGUUCUUCUACUGCUACAUCCCUUGCGUGCCCCGCGGCGAGAUCAGCAUGCAGGGGAUCGGCAUCGUGCCGCACCGGAUGAUGCUGUACCCCAUGCUGAGCAUGCUCACUGUCAACAUCACCACCAUCUUCAUCCGAGGCAGCAACAUGGUCUUCUUCAGGGACGCCCGGGUCUCCAGCAUCUUCAUGGGCAAGAACAUGCUGGCCAUCGGGCUGAAGGUCUGUACGUUUGUGCAGUACCAGCGG
Messenger RNA from Eurypyga helias (sunbittern), 792 nucleotides. Its product is annotated as transmembrane protein 121-like. The record is from RefSeq and is a predicted model, not a curated record. The annotation marks the transcript as partial. The transcript has a single exon. Lineage: Eukaryota; Metazoa; Chordata; Aves; Eurypygiformes; Eurypygidae.